GGGACGACUUAAACUGCUGCAAAACUUUGGCCAUUGGGCACAGAUUAGAUCUCCUCCUGUGUAGUCCCUCCCCUCUCCUGCACCACGCUCUAUAUAUACUGAGAGAGUACAGCCCAUUCACUGGCUCUCACUCUGUCCGUCUGUGUAUGAAGUGUGUGUGUAUGUGUGUGUGUGCCUGUGCCUGUGGAGCUGACCGGAGUGAAGUGAACUGAAGAAGUGUGUGUGUAUGCUUGUCUGUGUCAGAGCUCCCAAGCCUUUCUUGUGUGCCUGCAACAAGAGCACUCAGAAGGCACAUGGUUGCUCAUUUGUGAGUUAGAUAUUCACUCUUAUAGACAGAUAAGAGCAAGUGGCUGAGGGACAGGGAGGCUCAGUGACAGGGAGAGAGAUAGAUAGAGAGAGAGCUGAGGGAAGGAGAUAGGGAGAGACAGAGAAAGAAAAGGAGGAUAAUAAGACAGAGAAGGAAAAAAGCAGAAAAGAUAGAGACAUUUACACAGACAGAGAAAUAGAGUGAGGGAGAGAGAGAAACCCUGCACAGAGUCUACUGUGCUCUACCUACCCAACCCCCCCACCCCUUUCUUAUCACUUUAAAACCUCAGCACAAUGGAAGACUGUGCAUUGUCCUUCUGGAUUUACAUGGGAGUGAUGUCAAUGUUUGUUGGUGGCGCGGUGAAGAAGGUGCUGGCGUCCCACAUCAGUGCGGUGCCGUCCCUGGUGGCCUGGCUGGCCGCCACCAUGCUGCUGGAGAGGCUCUGCUCGCUCUGCCUGCCCGCCUUCCUGGCUCUGGCCGGGCUCUGCGCUGCUGCCUACUGCCUGCACGGCUCCAGGCAGACAAGCCUGGCCACCAGCCUGCCAACAGAAGGGAAGGCUGUCUUCAUCACAGGCUGUGACACGGGAUUUGGCCACGCGGCGGCUAAGCGUCUUGACGCGCUGGGCUUCGAGGUGUUUGCCACGGUGCUGGACCUGGCGGGAGAGGGAGCUCGGGAGCUGAUGCGCUGCUGCUCACCACGCCUCACGCUGCUGCGCGUCGACAUCACCAGCGCACAGGACGUGCAACAGGCCCUGCUGGACACCAAGGCCAAGCUGGGCAUGAGAGGUCUGUGGGGUUUGGUGAACAACGCUGGGAUGUGCUACAACUUUGGCGACGCCGAACUCUCCCUCAUGUCCAACUACCGCAGCUGCAUGGAGCUGAACUUCUUCGGGACGCUGAGCGUGACCAAGGCCUUCCUACCGCUGAUACGCCAAGCCAAAGGCAGGAUAGUCACCAUCUCCAGCCCCUCAGGAGAUCAGCCAUUCCCCUGUUUAGCAGCCUACGGUGCAUCAAAGGCGGCCCUCAACCUCUUCACCAACACCCUGAGGCACGAGCUGGAGCCCUGGGGAGUCAAGGUGUCCACCAUCCUCCCAGCUGCCUUCCGCACAGGGUUAAACAGCAACUCAGAGUACUGGGAGAAGCAGUACAAGCUCCUGAUCCAGAACAUCUCCCCGAGCCUGCUGGAGGAGUACGGUGAGGACUACAUGCGCGAGACCAAGGACCUGUUCCUGAGCUACAGCACGACGGCCCUGCGCGACCUCAGCCCCGUCAUCAACACCAUCCAGGAGGCGCUGGUGUCGCCGCAUCCGCAGUCGCGCUACUACGCGGGGCCCGGCGUGGGCCUCAUGUACCUCAUCAACACCUACCUGCCCAGCUGCCUCAGCGACAAGUUCCUGCAGAAACUCUUCAUCAAGAAGCAGAUCAUGCCCCGGCUGUUGCGCAAGGAGAGCACGCUGGACGGCAAGCUGCACAGUCUCAACAACAACAACAACAACAACAACAUCAGCAGUAUGAACAAUAAUAAUCUCAUCGUCACACGGCAAAAGUGACACUUAAGCCGUUAAAACUUUAAAAGUUAUAGGACCACUAAUGUAAUACACUCUUUGUUAUGACUUUUUUUCUUAGCAUUUUUUUGUCUAUAUUGUGCAUUUGUAUCCUUUAUCUUGUAUUUUUUUAAUAUUAUUUUGCCAUCUUGGAAGGGAUCAUUGAAUUGCACCAAAAAAUAGUACACAACACACCUGCAGUUGAUAAAACGUUGAGCACAUUGUAAUAUGUACCACCACAGGUGGUGUAAUCUACUGUAGGACUCCAAAUGAGAUGAAAUGAAGCCCUGGGCUUAGUGCCCGUCUUCUCAACGCUAGAGACUGCAAACAAGAAUGUUUUCAACCCAAGAAAGAGAACGUCCCCCAAGUAAAGAACGAGAUAACACAUACAGACUUGAUGUGCCUUGGCUGUUUCAGACGUGCUUUUGUGAAGCAUGAUUCUCGUAGGCAAAUGAUUAGGUGUUAAUAUUAUAUACUUUAUGCCUUCUCACAGUCGCCAUUAAGUGUGUUUCAGCGUCCGCAGUGUAAGAACAUUCUUACAGUACGUUCGCUGCCAGACCCGUUGAUCCACGCUGAAGAAGAAAUCUCAGAUUUCCAAGUUUAUGAGACCAACAGAUGUGCUUUAGAUGCAAGGACCCAAUACUUAAAUGUUGGAUUUGACCUUUUAUUGAUAUUUUUUGUCAGUGAUUUUUUUUGUUUGUUUAUUUGUUUCAUUUUGUUUGUUUGUUUUUUGUUUACAUGCUUGUUUUUUCCAUACUACUACAUAAUUCUAUAAAUUUGAAUAUUUAUGCCAGUCAUCCUUAUGAAAUCAUGUAAACUGUGAAAUUUGUACAAAAAUACAAAAAGAAGAAAAAAAUAUAAAUUGUUCAUGCUGUUCAUUCUUAGAUGCUAUUAAAGUUGAGUUUUUACAAA
Molecule: messenger RNA, 2763 nt
Organism: Engraulis encrasicolus (European anchovy)
Lineage: Eukaryota; Metazoa; Chordata; Actinopteri; Clupeiformes; Engraulidae
Gene: hsd11b2
Product: hydroxysteroid (11-beta) dehydrogenase 2
Exons: 5
Coding region: 601-1857 (418 amino acids)
Biological process (GO): glucocorticoid metabolic process
Cellular component (GO): intracellular membrane-bounded organelle
Molecular function (GO): 11-beta-hydroxysteroid dehydrogenase (NAD+) activity
Source: RefSeq, a predicted model, not a curated record